AUGGCUGAAUCCCUGGUAGGGCAUAAUAAUAAAGGACCCGGCAUAGGAGGCACAAGGUUAUUUGAUGAUACGCAGUUUGUAUCGAUUUCGCUGGCAUUGGCAGAAACUAAUGAAGCGUACAUUAGUGAGCUAUUGGAGGAGCCAGGAUCCCUCACGGAUGAGGGUGGAAUAGUAGGAGCAACUCCCAGGGGAUCUCUUUCGGUCGGCGUCAUUUCUUUUAUUCGCACUCCUUUAUCGUGCAAUGCCGACUUCACAUUCACCCCGGCGGAGCCCCCGAAUUGGACAGACGGGAGCUACCGCAACUGCAACUACGACCACCGCGACCACAUCAUCCGGCACUCCGAAGAAUGCGCCGGCCUUAUCGGGCGAUCAGGCCAGGAUACGGACACCACAACCGAUAAGUUUGCGGCGCUGAUGGAGAGGAUCGCUACCUUGGAAAGGGAGCUUCAAAAGGCGAGGUCAGGUGAAGGGCAAGAUGCAGCCGCGAGGGAUCCCGUUAGAAACGGAUCAAGCGGUAUAGGAGCGAGCGGUGCGGCGAAUGCGCCGCCAUGUUUGAGCGGAACGCCAGGGCAGAACUUGAGUGGAAAUCUGCCGCCAUUGUUGAGUGGAAAUCUGGCACCGAAUUUGGCUGAGUCAGUAACGCCAUUUUUACAUGAACAGUUGCCGCCAUUAUUGAGUGGAAACCUGCCGCCACAAUCGAGUGGAAAUCUGGCAAUAGGGCAACAAGUCACACUCAGUACAAACAGUACAACGUUGAGCUAUUCCACACCAUGCUGCGUGACGGCUACUGUGCAGCCAGCACUAAGCUACAUGCAAGCACCGCGGGAACCUCUUCGCAACCUGAUGGUACCCCCGCAAUCAACUGGUUCAUACGGAAUAGCUUCGCCGAGCCCGUUAAUUGGAUGGACGCCGCGCAGACUGCCUGAUCUUCCAGAGUUCGAAGGUCAGCCUGAGGAAUGGCCAAUAUUCCAAUGCGCGUUCACGGAGACGACGGCGGCGUAUAAUUGUACUGCGUUGGAGAACAACCAGAGGCUAGUGAAAGCCCUGAAGGGUGAAGCGCGAGCAUCUGUCAAGUCGCUGCUUAUACACCCGAAUAACGUUCAGGCUGUAAUGGAUCAGCUACGUUUCCGAUAUGGACGCCCGGAGCAACUGAUACGUAGCCAACUGGAAAGCGUGCGAGAGGUGCAGCCGAUCCAAGAACACAAUAUAAUAAAGAUCGUGCCGUUUGCAACACUGGUCAGCAAUCUCGCAGCGUUUCUACAGUCAAGACCGAACGGGGAGCAGCACCUAGGAAAUCCUACCUUGAUGGAAGAGCUGAUCGCCAAGCUACCACUGAGCAAAAGGUUGGAUUGGGCCAGGCACGCCGCCGUAAUAGGGUGCUACCCAACUGUCGCGCACUUAAGCGAAUGGCUAAACGAACUCGCUAAAUUAGUGUGCACUAUUACGAGCGGCGACAGCAAGGAUCCUAAGCGUAGGGUAUUGCACGCCAGCACCAGUCAGAAGGAUCAGGAUCUAUUUGAAGAUCACCCCAGGAGUUGCCCAAUUUGCGAGGAGCAACACACGAUCAAGGACUGUAAGGAUUUCAACCACGCUACUCCGACUGCCCGUAUGGAGUAUGUAAGAAAGCAUCGGAUUUGUUUCUCGUGCCUGGAGAGCGGUCACAUGUCCAGGUUCUGCAAGAGAAACGGGAAGUGCAACGUCUACGGAUGCCAGAUGAGGCAUCACUACCUCCUGCAUGACUGGGUGGGCAACCCCACACGGCCAUCGCAACUCCACGGUCGACCAUGGCCAAAUGAAAGGAGCGAUCGCGGUCGCAUGGUACAUGCGGGCGCUGACAGGAGGAAGGUGGACACGCAAGUACAUCAGCCAGAUGAUCUGGCCCAGAGAAGUCCGCUUACGGCAUCUGCACAGACGCAGGAUGCAUGGCGCAAGCGGGACGAAGGCCGUCAGCCAAGUGACGGGAGUGGAUUGCCACAUCGGAACCUAAGUUGCGUCGAUCCGGAUGGAGGACACUUACUAUUCCGUAUUUUGCCCGUGACGCUGUUCGGGGAGGAUACGCAGCUGGAUACCUACGCGCUGUUCGACGAAGGUUCGUCCGUGACCCUGAUCGACGAGGAGCUCACUCGAAGCCUAAACCUAAAAGGCGAGAGUCGGCAGCUCAACAUUCAAUGGUUCGGUGGCAAGUCAGCGAAAGAGAACACAAAAAUGGUCAGCCUCCAGAUUAGUGGAGUGGGCAGACCGAAACGCCAUGCUUUGAAAAAUGUGUAUGCGGUCUCUAACCUCAAUCUUCCGAUGCAAAGUCUGCGUCGGGAAGAUGUCAAAGCGGCGAAGGCUUCUGCACGCCUGCCUAUGAAACCGUAUCGUAAUGCGGUCCCGAGGAUUUUAAUUGGACUAGACCAUGCGCACCUAGGAAUACCUAUGCAAAAUAGGAGCUUCGGAGCAGGAGGACCCUAUGCAGCCGCCACCAAACUAGGAUGGGUGGUUUUUGGACCUGUAAGAAGUCAGAUGAGUUCACCAAUGCAAAGAUCGUGCCUCCUAGCCGUCCCACAGUAUGAUCAUCUCGAGAAGAUGGUCAGCGACUAUUUCGAAAUUGAGAAUUUCGGAGUGAAGCCGGCGCCACCAGUCGCAGCUAGUGGCGACGCACGGGCUUUGGGAAUCCUGAACGAGACGACUAGGCGAGUGGGCGAACGAUACCAAACUGGAUUGCUGUGGAAAGAUGAUAAAGUGAGCCUGCCAGACAGCUAUAAAAUGGCACUCAAAAGACUUGUCGGCAUUGAAAGGAAGAUGAGACGGGAUGACAGCUUUGCACGGGCCUACAAGUCGAUCAUGGAGGACUACGUCAACAAGGGUUACGCACGACGCCUGGAGCAGCAGGAAGUGGCAGGCGAUAACCGGGACAAGAUCUGGUACCUGCCGCACUUCGGGGUCGAGAACCCAAACAAGCCCGGAAAAAUCCGUCUAGUCUUCGAUGCCGCAGCCAAAGUGGGCAAUACAUCUUUGAACUCGGUUCUACUCAAAGGCCCACAACAGUUCAAGUCUCUGCCAGCCGUGCUCUUCCAUUUUCGGGAAGGAGCAGUCGGGGUCUGCGCAGACAUAAAGGAGAUGUUUCAUCAGGUGCUGAUACAGCCCCAGGAUAGAUGCGCCCAGAGAUUCCUGUGGAGGAAUGGAGAUGACCGUCGAGAUCCAGAUCUGUACGAAAUGGUAGUGAUGACGUUCGGAGCCGCUUGUUCGCCGUGCUCAGCGCAUCAUGUGAAGACCAUAAACGCUUCAAGAUACGCACAAGCAGAUCCUCGCGCGGUUCAGGCCAUCAAUGAGUAUCACUAUGUAGAUGACUACGUGGAUAGUUUCUCGGACGAGAAAGAAGCUAUCGCUGUAUCAGAACGAGUAAGGAAAAUUCAUGCUGAGGCCGGAUUCGAUUUGUGCCGCUUCUCAUCAAGUUCGGAAAGUGUGGUCAAGGCUUUGAACCCACUAGGAUCCAAUAAGAACGUUGAAUGGAAUGAAGCGGAGGAGAAAAUAUUAGGCAUGUACUGGCACCCAGCGACGGAUGACUUUAAAUUCAGCGUAAAGUACCACAGGGUUCCCAGCAGCGUGAUGACCGGAGAACGUGCACCCACCAAGAGAGAAUUCCUAAGUCUGGUUAUGUCAACAUUUGACCCGAUAGGAUUCUUGAGCUGCUUCAUGGUAACCGCCAAAUUAUUGAUGCGUGAGAUUUGGCGGAGAGGAGUUCAGUGGGACGAGCCGUUGCCGGAUGAGUUAGCCAAAGCGUUUGAAAGCUGGAGGCUGGAAAUGGAUUACGUGAGAGAUUUCCGCUGUCCACGCUACUACUUUGGCACGGGAUGCGUACGUGAACUGCAGCUACAUGUGUUUGUGGACUCCAGCCAAUCGGCGUUCGCAGCAGUUGCAUUCUGGAGGGCGACUUAUGACAACAAUGAUGUGCGGUCCUAUUUCGUGUGUUCCAAAACGAAAUGCGCCCCGAUGAAGACGAUGACGAUCCCGCGCCUGGAGCUCCAAGCAGCUGUAUUAGGAACCAGGCUGAUGGACACCGUAAGACGAGAGCACGACGUAUCGAUCAGCAGAUGCGUGCUAUGGACUGACUCUAAGACCGUGCUACACUGGAUAAGCAGCACCCACCGGCGGUAUAAGCAGUUCGUUGGAAACCGGGUGGCGGAGAUCUUAGAGUCAACGGAGGUGUCUCAAUGGAGGUGGAUACCGUCUGCCGAAAACGUGGCAGAUGACGCGACGAGGCCACAGCGCCAUGUGGACCUUAGCCAAGGGGCAAGGUGGAUGAGCGGGCCAUCAUUUCUGCGGGAGUCGGAAGAACAGUGGCCCAAGCCAUCUCCAAGUGAUCGCGACAGUCCACACUCCGCAGAAGAAGAGAUGCCGUGUGAGUUUACACUGGUAAUUGCCAACGAGUUUAUAUCUUUGCAGAGAUUUUCGAAUUAUAAUCGAUUGGUCAGGACCACAGCGUGGAUCCUCAGGUUCAUACGACGGUGCCGUGGAUUGAGUGACGAGAGUGAGGCCUACGGUAUUACAGCUACUGAGUGCGCGGAGGCAGAACGGAAACUGAUCCAGCGCGCCCAGGCUGAUACGUUUGCAGAUGAAGUUCAAGGAAAGGCAGUGGCGAAAGGCAGUCAGUUACGAGGACUAUCCCCUUACGUCGACCACGAUGGAAUCAUACGAGCGUGUGGACGGAUUGAUGCCGCCGAAUGCGUCCCAUUCAACGCCCGGCGCCCGAUCAUACUGUCGCACAAACACGCACUGGCGGAGAUGAUAGUUCGUCACUACCACAGGAAGAUGAAGCACCAGAAUCUAGACGCGACCAUAAGCGAGAUCCGGACCAGGUUCUGGAUAACCAAUUUAAGGAGAGUUUUACGGAGUGUUAUGGCGACCUGUAACGUAUGCAAACUCCGGAGAGUACGACCAAUUCCGCCAUUAAUGGGUCCGUUGCCAGAGGACCGGCUGGAGCCGAAUGGAUGGCCAUUCAAGUAUACUGGCUUGGACUACUUUGGUCCGCUGUUUGUGACGAUUGGACGUCGCACUGAGAAGAGGUGGGUCGCACUCUUUACUUGUCUAACCACCAGGGCUGUCCACCUGGAGAUAGCCCACGAUUUGUCAACAGAUUCCUGCAUCAUCGCUAUGAGGAAUUUUAUGUGCCGCCGUGGACCGGUGGUCAGAUUGAGGAGCGACAAUGGAAAGAACUUUAUUGGAGCAGAUCGUGAGGCCAGAAAGUUCGAUGAAGUCUUCGAACCAGAAAAGAUCCAGGAUGAGCUGUCAUCCAAAGGAAUCGAAUGGAUCUUUAACUGUCCCGCGAACCCAGCUGCCGGCGGCAUCUGGGAAAGGAUGGUCCAAUGUGUGAAGAAGGUGCUCGCGCAUACUGUGAAGGAGGUGGCUCCUAAAGAACACGUCUUGGAGAGCUUUCUUAUUGGGGCGGAGAAUAUUGUUAAUUCUCGUCCGCUUACCCACCUUCCAGUCACUGUGGAUCACGAGGCACCGCUAACGCCCAACGAUCUGCUAAGAGGAGUGGCUAAUGUUCCGGACCUUCCUGGGGAUCGCGGAGAGCAGCCUGUCAAGUGCGCUUCUAGGAAGCAGUGGCGUAUCGCACGGAUGAUGAGAGACAGAUUUUGGAAACGUUGGGUACAUGAGUAUCUACCAACGCUUGUUCGCAGGGAGAAAUGGUGCGAGCAUGUCGAGCCUAUGCGCCCAGGGAAUCUCGUGUACAUCUGUGAUCCGGCCAUCCCUCGUCGAGAAUGGAGGAAAGGCGUCGUGGAGGAAGUGUACCCAGGAGCGGAUGGAGUACCACGACGAGAGGCGGUGCGCACUACCAAUGGCGAUCGAGCUAAGUUAAUCAUGCGUCCCAUCUCCAGAUUGGCUAUUCUGGAUGUGGUGAAUGCAGUUGCUUCACCGGGGUGGGGAUGUCGUGGAACGGAUUAA
Molecule: messenger RNA, 5931 nt
Organism: Drosophila takahashii
Lineage: Eukaryota; Metazoa; Arthropoda; Insecta; Diptera; Drosophilidae
Biological process (GO): DNA integration
Molecular function (GO): nucleic acid binding
Source: RefSeq, a predicted model, not a curated record